AUGAUUGCCCUCGUGGUAAUAGCAGUUGUUCUACUCGUCACGACGGAAGCGAAUUCUCAUCGUCCUCCUCCACCGGGUGGGGAGAGCGCCCCAGUGGGUGCGAUGCCUCGUGGCGGAAAUAGUGGAAAUAUGCAAAACAGUGGAGCUGGUAUGCCACCGACUCCUCGACCUGGAGACAAUCAGGAGCCACACGUAAAACCGGGCCAACAACAGCCGCCCACCAUCAGGAUAAAUGUAUUUACAUUCGCGCAGUUGAUAUGGAUUCCCACUAUUUUGUUCGCACGCUACCAAAUAAAUAUUACGGCCUCAUCUGCGUGA
Molecule: messenger RNA, 318 nt
Organism: Cooperia oncophora
Lineage: Eukaryota; Metazoa; Nematoda; Chromadorea; Rhabditida; Trichostrongylidae
Source: the annotation of a GenBank genome assembly